Messenger RNA from Spodoptera litura, 936 nucleotides. RefSeq lists its product as uncharacterized. The record is from RefSeq and is a predicted model, not a curated record. NCBI's taxonomy places the organism in Eukaryota, Metazoa, Arthropoda, Insecta, Lepidoptera, Noctuidae. Gene Ontology annotation, cellular component: MICOS complex. Gene Ontology annotation, biological process: cristae formation.
CAAACAUUUUGAAAAUAUAAAAUUUUAAAUCAUUUUUUUAUACAAUAAAAUGAAAAAUCCAUGUACAGAAGUGGGUCACUAUGUAGAAGAUAAUCAACAGCAUCACAAUGAUGCUAUAUUCAGCUCUGAGACAGAAAUGAUAGGGUCCAUAUCUAAACUCUGUCAUGGGGACCUCUACGUCAUCGGCAGAAUAUGGAUACAAGCUCUCAAAACGGCCCUAGUUGGGACGAAUCUAUCAUUAAUCCCAGUGGUACACGCUGCAAAACCUGAUGAGCCCCCACAAAAGCCACCAAAAAUGAAAUACAAGGACUUACCCAUUUAUGAAAGCCCACAUUAUGAGUACAAAGACUACAUGGAAGACAAAAAGAAGUGCCCAAAUUCAGAUGUAAAACUCUUACACAACUAUAUAUAUCCAAAGGUUAAAAACUAUAGAAAAGGUUGGGUGGACUCUAUAGCAGAUUUCAAGAAGGACGCUUGCGAGUUGAAAAAUGAGGCAUGCGCGGUGAUUUGUCAGAAGAAAGCGGAAUUUAAGAAGGCUAUGAGAGCACCUGAGAAUUGUAAUGUAAGGCAAGCUGUGGUAGCGGUUGGUGCUGCAACUGGGUUCUUCAUGGCCUCUAAGAAGGGACUACCAACGAAAUUCUUUUAUGCAAGUAUUGGAGGAUUGGCCACUGGUGCUUUAUGCUUUCCUAAGGAGACAGAUGAAGUGUUUAGGCUUGCAUCAUAUAAGAUUGCUAAAGUUGCACUGGCUAUUUUCAAUAAGACUUGUGGGCAGAAUAUAAUUUUGAGGGAGAGGAUACCCUGUCGUGAAGACAUGCCCCCACCUCCACCAGAACGGCCUGCUGACAAAAAGAAUCCAUGCCCUCCGAAGAAAUGAUCGUGUUUGACUAACUUGAAGGUACUUUCAGUUUUUUUUUGUGACAAUAGUAAAUUAUUAUU